AUGGCAAGCUGGCAAAUCCUUUUCGAUGGCUCUGUUUUCCUCUGUGCUGUCUUUUACUCGGCCCGCUUGUUGUUCGACGAGGAGGGUCUCGCUAACUGUGAUGGUGAAGACAUCGCCAAUCUGUUGGCCAUUGUUCACCCACUCAUGAUUCGCUACAUCCGUUCCCUCGACGAUGGCUCUCAGGAAACUCCUGGCGACCUUUGCGUACGUAAAUUGCUUUACAAUGCGUGGGCUGUCUUGAGUACCGAUCACGCCAAUCCGGCAUGGGAUGAGUGGAUGCUCGAGGCACCUAUUGAAGACGAAUAUUAUUCUGAGGUUCUUCCUGCGAUUUGUGAUGCGCCCGUUAGGGCAAAUCCUUUCAUGGCACUGUCUAUGCCUAUUAAACGUCGUGUGGGUCUUCUUGACUCACCCGAUUUAAUUCGGUUUUCGCCCACGCCGCCCCACAGCUUUCCUGCUGCCGGACCUUCUCGUGCUCCAGGGGUGGGUUCCGUUGAUGUGCCUAUCCCUCUUUUCCUGUCUCCUACGCCACCUCCUGGCAUUUUGCCGACAUCGACACCACCUCUGGUACCAUCAGCCAACACGCCAGUCAUCCUCAAGGUUCCUUGUCUCAACAUUCCCAAGGUCGAGAUGCACACGCGUCGCAAGCGUCCCGCUAAGGCUAUUGCCAAAAUGAAGAACACUCUCAUGCUUGCUCCAAGCGCGAAAUCCAAGGCGAGUAAACGCAAGCGGAGCCCCAGUGAAGAAGGAGAGGAUGGGCAAUCGGACAAGUCGUUCAUUGCUAAUCCACCUCCUCGUAAACGUGGACGACCCCGUAAGAACUCGCCGGAGGUCAUCAACCCCGACUUGACGCGCGAUAAGAAACACCUCUUUCCUCCUCAUCAGCGGUUUAUCGGAGCGUUCAACGUCCCUACCGACUUAGAGCAUCUUUUCAACAAGCCUUUUAUGCCUGAGCCUUGUGUUCAAUGCUCCAUGGGCAAGAACCGAAAGGAGGAGAAAUGCCAGUUUCAAGGCUGGGGUUACCCCUGCGUGCCCUGCAAAACUGCGCAUUUCACUUGCUGUGAAUACAGCCUCAAGCCAGUCCGUCGUGCCGAAGUCCGGAGCAUUCUGGGACGUCGCCCUGCUCGCUUGGCUCCUGAACUUAUCGUUUCUCAUAUCCAAGAUGCUGUGUUCGAUCAACAGCACAUCCGCGCGAAUCAAGCAAUCAUCGACUCCCUCAUGUAUCGUCAGGAUACCAACAUGCGCCGCACUGCCCAAGCGCUCUUCGAUCUCGCCGCUAUCGAAGGCAAGGAGAGCUUGGUUGGUACUAUUUUUCAAACGCAGGACGACUUCGACCAUUAUUUCCCUUUCAUCAUGUCCUUCCUUGGCAACCUCAGCGCCCCUGUCGAUGAUUCCGAAGAUGAAGAUGCCACCAAGAACUCUCGCGACAAUCUCGCAGAGAUGGCCGUUCUGUUCGAGAAGAUCUACCCUGGUCAUCCUUCUGCCAAAGACUCUGACGAUGACAAUGAAGACAAUGAAGACGAGGCUCCGGCCAACGAUGGAUCACUAUCCUCCCCCCUACUUUUAAAAUCAACUGUCCUCAGUUGUUCCGCCAAGCGUGAAGAUCAGGGGUGUAGAACAGUGGAACUCGUUAAAAGACGGGAAAAGUCGUCAAGUAUUGUAGCACAAUUCACAACACUUUUACCCAGCUUAAACAUGGCACCUCCUGCACCUCUCGCUUCUACUCUCGUCAUCCGCGACAAUAUCAACGAAGCAUUUAAGACCUAUGCCAGCUUGAAGCCGACGUUCCAGCCUUUUGUUCUGCUCAGCAUGCUUUCUAGCAUCGCUGGACUCUGCGGGACUCUUGUCACCAGUGGCGAUCCCGCCAUUUUCACUGAUCACAACUUGUCGGAGCCUGUCUUCAUUGUUCGCCAAGAGUACAAUACUCUCAACGACUUGGACAAGUCCGUUACCGAUCCUGUAGGCUUCAACGUCUGCUGGGACUUCUGUAAGAAGGUCCAGAUCAUCCGAGAUGCAGGAAACGCACAGAAGCGUGGUGCUGCUGACGUCGCUGCAGCCCUUGCUGACGUUAAACCCAAGCCUCGCCCUCGUAAAGCCGUGAAAUCCAAGGCUGUCAUUGAUGACAAGGACGGCGACGAGAUCGAGAUUAUUGGCAAUGUCGACGUCACAAUGGGUGCGUCUGACGGUCCCAUUACUGCCGCUUCAGGUCCUGACGCCAUGAAAAUCGACAACCUCUUCAACGGGGAAGUCGAAGCGAAGGUCGCUACCAAGGAUAAGGGCAAAAAGCGUGCCGCAACCAAGUUUCCAUUCAAGCGCACAGAGACUGUGCGUAUUCCUUACGCCGCUGUCCCUGGCAUGGACACUAAACAUUGUAUUUACUUCAAGGCCGCCGCUAUCAAGAAUGGUCAGGUUGCAUCGUCUAGCAACAAGCGGGCUCGGAUUGAUCCCUCGUCUUCCACUGACCUUGCCGACCUUCAGCGUCGUCGUGGACACUCUUUGUUGCUUGAUAGUUCCAUCAAGGAUUUUAUCACCCAGCGUACCAGAGUCGUACUCGACAAACCCAUGCUGGGCGAACCCACGCUGGAUUAUUAUUGUACUACCGAGUUAGACUUGCGCAACCGCGUCAUUACUGUCCUUCAGCGCAUGGACUUAGAGCUUAAGCUUUUUGAAGUCAUCAACGCUGAGUACGAGACUGUUGCUGACUUGCUCAAGGAUUAUGAGGAAAUCGAGGCUUUUCUCGCUUAA
Messenger RNA from Laccaria bicolor S238N-H82, 2742 nucleotides. RefSeq lists its product as uncharacterized. The record is from RefSeq and is a predicted model, not a curated record. Bases 1 to 2742 code for a protein of 913 amino acids. The transcript has 15 exons. NCBI's taxonomy places the organism in Eukaryota, Fungi, Basidiomycota, Agaricomycetes, Agaricales, Hydnangiaceae.